AGAUUUUGGGGUUUGGGGUGACCACAUCGCCUUCCAUGUAUCCCAGAGCUCUGUUCCUGCGUUCCCGGUGGGAAUGAGGGCUGGGAGGGACAUCCUGCUGCAGUGGAGAGGGGAUGUCCUCGCUCAGGGGGGGACAUCGCGGUGUCCCCAACCCCUGGCUCAGCGAUGCUGCAGCCACCAAGAGCCGCCAGCCCUGAGGGUCCUGGCCCUGGGGCUACCAAUCCCCACCCCCGGCUGGUUCCUUGUGCCCCCAUCGGCUCCGAAAUGUCCAAGACGGGUUUAAAAUCCUGCCGGGAUUUACAGGAGCAGCCGCGCUCGGCCUGGAAGGGGGGGGACGGGGCUUGUUUAAUCCCUGCCAGCGCUGGAGGCCCUGCCCGGCUCCUUCAGCACGGACGGAUCCCGCGAUCGCCGCGCUCGGGGACACCGGAGGGGACUCGGGGGCAGGAGCCUCCCAGCGCCGUGUCCGCCGCACGCAGGGCGCGAUCCCGCAUCCCCCGCAGCCCCCGCGGCGCGGCCAUGGAGGAGCGGAGGAAGAAGCGGAGCCCCAAGCCCUGCCUGGCUCAGCCGCCGCCCUCCGCAGCCCCGCGGCCGCUGCCCCCGAGCAAGAGCACGUCCUUCGCGCUGCCGCUGCCCACGCUGCCCUCGCCCCGGCAGCGGCCGCGGCCCCGCCGGGCGAGCAAGGAGCGGGCGCGGGCGGGCGCGGGGGGAUCCCGGGGGGCUCCGCUCCAGCACAGCUUCCUCACGGAUGUGUCCGACGUGUGCGAGAUGGAGGGGGGGCUGCUCGGCCUCCUCAGCGACUUCCACUCGGGAAAGCUGCAGGCGUUCGGGAAGGAGUGCUCCUUCGAGCAGCUGGAGCACGUGCGGGAGAUGCAGGAGAAGCUGGCACGGCUGCACUUCGGCCUGGACGUGUGCGUGGAGGAGCUGCCCGAGGAGCAGAAGAAGGCGGCGGCCGACAGGAACCUGGACCAGCUGCUGGCACACCUGGAAGAGCUCAGCAGCUCCAUACAGAAGCUGCACCUGGCCGAGAGCUCGGACCCCGAGGACGCGGCGCCCUGACCCCGACCUUGUCCCUGUCCCUGUCCCCGCUCCGGGCCCCCCCAUCCCCGGGCCCCUCAACCAGGCCCGGC
Catharus ustulatus (Swainson's thrush) is the source of this 1127-nucleotide messenger RNA. It is a transcript of the gene CCDC28B, whose product is annotated as coiled-coil domain containing 28B. The coding region runs from base 166 to 1056 and encodes 296 amino acids. The transcript is spliced from 6 exons. Lineage: Eukaryota; Metazoa; Chordata; Aves; Passeriformes; Turdidae. The record is from RefSeq and is a predicted model, not a curated record.